GGGGGUGAAUAUCCUUCACAGCGAAAAUGGGCAACAUUUUGGUGAGUAUGACGGAGUGGACUGCCCAGCAGUUUGCGGUCACCUUCGUUUGGGUUUAUGUCGUGCUACUAGCAAUUCAGCGCUUCAUUUUCGAUAAGCCAUGGGGAGCACAGGCUAGGUGCCGCAAGGCUAUCGAAACGAAUGAGAAAACUAGAGCAAGUGGUUUUGACGAGUUCCGCUCCCGCGUGGCUACCAAUGAUACUGCUGUCAUUGAGAGGCGGAAGGAAAUUCUUUCAUGGUCUUUGCUUGAACUCAGAGAUCGCUUACAAAAAGAUGACCUGAAUGCUACACAAGCCUUGGAAGCGUAUGUGUGGAAGGCCAUGGAAGUUCAGGAAAGACUGAACUGUUGUAUAGAAGUGAUCAAGGAGGCAUUCGAUACUGCUAAUGAAGCCGAUAAGAACUGGUCAGGAAAAACUCAGAAACCACCAUUGUAUGGUGUCCCGUUCAGUGUCAAAGGCAACUUCUAUAUGCCCGGUUACGACUGCUGCGUUGGUCUAGCGAAAUUCCUUGAUCAGCCAAGAUUAGAGGAAUGCACCCUUGUGACUCAUCUACGGAAUAUCGGGGCUAUCCCUUUUGUCAUUACAAACGUACCGCAAGCCCUCAUAUCUUUUGUGUGUUCCAACUCUGUUUACGGGACUACUUCGAAUCCGCAUGAUGUGAAAAGAUCACCGGGAGGUUCCUCUGGCGGAGAAGGAGCGCUUUUCAUGGCUGGUGGCACUGCAUUCGGUACGGGAAGUGAUCUUGCGGGAAGUUUGCGUAUUCCUGCCGCUUUCUGUGGAUUUGUAACUUUGAAGCCUACAGAAGGUCGCUUUGUCGUGGAAAAUACUCAUCCUGGAGUGCCAGGUCGUUCGCGCCUUGCUCUUAGUUUUGGUUUCUACACACAUACGGUAGAGAAUCAAGUGGCGCUGCUCAGAAAUGUCAUAGGUGAUCCCGAAUAUCGAAAAAUUGUACCCAGAUCCAUUCCAGCUCCACUAAAUGAAAAAAUUUUACAUGAUACAGCGAAAUUGCGUAUUGGCUACUUCGAUGAUGACGGAUUCUGUCCCCCGGUUCCAUGCGUCAAGAGAUGUGUACAAGAGACAGUCGAACGUCUAAGGCAAGAAGGUCAUGAGCUCGUUCGAUUCACUGUCCCCGAUGUAGACGAAAUGGUGCAGAUUCUUUACAAACUUAUAACUUCUGAUGGGGGCAGCUAUCUGCAAGCUCUAUAUGGAAAUGACGUUGUGGAUCCGUAUAUGAAGGAGUUCGUGAUGAUGUUGAAGAUUCCUCGCUGCAUACGUUACGUUGCAUCGUGUCUCCUGCACAAGAUCAGUCCGCAGCUGUCGGCUCUAUGUUCUGCAUAUGUCUCAAAUCUUGAAGAUUUGCGGUACACUCAAGAACGAUGUGAUGACUACAGGCUCAAGUUCACCGAGUACUGGAAAAGAUUAGGUAUCGAUGCUCUAAUCUGUCCGACUUUCCCUGUCCCGGCAGUUCCACAUCAAUAUCCUUCGAGAAUGUCAACCGCAGCAACUUAUACAGCCCUUUUCAAUUUGUUGGAUUUCCCUGCUGGUGCUGUACCCGCGGGAAAGGUGACUGCACAGGACGACGACGAUUUGUUGAAUGAAGCCAAGUACCCCACUGGUUACAACAUCGUUCUGAAAACCAUGCGUGAUGCUGCUUCAAAAAGUGUUGGCUUGCCUCUUUCCGUCCAGGUGGUGACACUGCCGUAUGAGGAGGAGAAGUGUCUUCGCGUUAUGAGCGAAGUGGAGAAUGUCUGGAAAGAUGACCAUUCUACGGAAGAUCUUGUUGUUUUGUCAGAUUAAAUCUUGCUUGCCCAAUCAUAGUAAUUAUGCGCA
Molecule: messenger RNA, 1868 nt
Organism: Cylicocyclus nassatus
Lineage: Eukaryota; Metazoa; Nematoda; Chromadorea; Rhabditida; Strongylidae
Source: the annotation of a GenBank genome assembly